Molecule: messenger RNA, 858 nt
Organism: Zygotorulaspora mrakii
Lineage: Eukaryota; Fungi; Ascomycota; Saccharomycetes; Saccharomycetales; Saccharomycetaceae
Exons: 1
Coding region: 1-858 (285 amino acids)
Biological process (GO): sterol biosynthetic process
Cellular component (GO): endoplasmic reticulum
Source: RefSeq, a predicted model, not a curated record
AUGGCAAAAAAAAAGAGUAAGAACAGUGAUGCUCACAAUGGUACCAACGGCACUGCUGCAGUAAACGGGAACGGCGUAUCCACUUCUGGUUUCCGCGCAGGGAAGAGUACUGAAUCCAUUAGCAAUUUGACCAGGCCGCAAUUGUAUUCCAUAUAUGACGAGGACGUGACGAGAAGUCAAGAUUCAAAUGCGUAUGAAGAACUGAGAAGAUCAAGAGGGAGCCAAUUAGACGACAAUGAGGACACAUUGAACUUCAUUCCUCGAUCCAACAAAGCAAAUUCAAGGUCCUUCUAUGCCAAGGUUAUCCAUUUUGUUUUCGCUUUGUUUGUGUUGUCGAUCUCAGGAAUUGCAUAUCAUGAAGUAUCGAGACAUCUGCACGAUAAUCAUCUAUUGCAUCCAGAUUUUGCAUCCAGACCGUUGAUCUUUGGUGUUCAAGUUUCAAAACUCCUAACCGGCGGGAUGCUUCCAGACUGGGCUACUUACGCUAUGGAGGGUGUUUUGUUCGGACUUGCGAUCCCACUUAUGGAUUUCCUGUUCAAUAUAAAGAGCACACGCAAUUCAUGGUUCUCGGUUUUGAAAUGCGCCAAUGCGAUGCUAGGUGUUACAUUUGGAAUUAGAAAAAUUGAGUGGAAUUCCUCAUUACAAGCCGGCGGCGCAUGGGGUCUGUUGAACAUUAUCAUUUGGUUGUUUUUUGACGGAACAUCGUCCAUGUUCCUUGGCUGCUCUUCUUUAGGGCUCAUCACCUGUGCGACCUGCUACAGGGAUGUUACAGAUAAAUCACAAUUACUGUAUUUUAUGGAUUUCUAUUUCUUGGGCCUGCUGUUCUUCGGUAAGGUGGGCAGAUACUUGUUUUCCUAA